Clunio marinus is the source of this 1589-nucleotide messenger RNA. NCBI's taxonomy places the organism in Eukaryota, Metazoa, Arthropoda, Insecta, Diptera, Chironomidae. The record is from the annotation of a GenBank genome assembly.
AUGGAAACCCAAAACAUAACUUUUUUAUCUUUCAUUCUUGCUGACAAUUCAUCUUUCAAUGAGACAUUUCAUGAAGAUAACUUUUCAAUCAGUUACAAUGAACCAAAUAAACGAGAUUCACUUUAUCUGUUGAUCCCGAUCACAUUGAUUUAUGUGAUAAUUUUCAUCAGUGGUUGUAUCGGAAAUAUUUCAACAUGCAUUGUGAUAGCAAAAAACAAGUCAAUGUAUUCAGCGACGAAUUACUAUUUAUUCAGUUUGGCUGUGUCAGAUUUCAUUCUCCUGGUUUCAGGCGCCCCAAUGGAGCUUUACUUCUACUGGUUUAAAGGACAAUUUAUAUUCGGCGAUGUCUUUUGUAUAGUUCGGAAUAUGAUAAAUGAAAUGGCAGCGAAUGCCACAGUUCUCACAAUAACGGCGUUUACUAUUGAACGUUAUGUGGCAAUAUGCCACCCUUUCCUAUCGCACACGAUUUCAAAGUUGUCGCGUGCUGUUAAAUAUAUUUUCCUGAUCUGGAUUUUGUCGAUAAGCUUUGCAACAUUACUAGCACUUCAAACAGGUGUACAAGUCUAUCCUGAAACUGGAGAAACACAUUGCAUGAUGAUUGAAGAACGAGCAAUUAUACCACACACAUUCUACAUCUCAACAGUUUUAUUCUUUUUUGCACCAAUGUCCCUGAUUACUGUGUUGUAUAUCUUAAUUGGAGUGAAAUUACGAUCAAGCACGAUGAUAACUCGAGAAAAUGGCAGUACAAUUCAAAGAAAUAAUAAUCUUAUAUCAAACAACAACCAGAAUACGAGCCAAAGCACGAAACGGGUCCUUAAAAUGCUAGUUGCUGUUGUUAUUUGCUUCUUUGUCAGUUGGUUUCCUUUUCAUGCUCAAAGAUUAGUCUACAAUUGGGCAAUGCAAAAUGAAAACCCGGCCGAACACGAGUUCUUAGCAAAGAUUUAUUUUUUUGUGACGUACUCAUCGGGGAUUUUAUAUUAUCUUUCAACUUGUAUUAAUCCAUUAUUGUACAAUAUUAUGAGCAACAAGUUUCGUCAAGCAUUCAAGGAAACACUUCAGAAAAAAUGUUGCACAUGCUCUUCACCGCAAACCCACCAUCAAAAGCGUCAAUACCGAAUUCUAUCGAGAGGAAAAAGACGCUAUGGUCAGCCUGAAUCCACAGAAUACUCGGGAUCAGGAAAAGACGACUACUCUUCUUCUACUCAAAAGCAAUCAGUCGACACUAUAACUACAUCACGUAACACGUCGCUAAAGCAUUAUAAGAUAAACAAAUCGUUCGAUACUUUUGCUAAAUCACCAUCAUUGUUCGCAAUGGGACCUUCCAAUGCACGUUUUUCUGAAAGUAUUGAAUCUACAAAUUGUCACACAUAUCUCACGACUAAAAUCACAAACUCUGAGAUAAACAUCUCGUCUGAAUGCAAUAUAAAUGAGAUCCAUUUGAAUAUUUUUCCGCCUUCUGCUACUUAUAUUAAAGAGCCGCCAAAUAUCUUUGGAUGUCAAUCUGAUGAGAAGUCCUUAGAUAGGAGCCAGAAUUAUGUCAACAUCGAUAUUAUUGUCUUGUUUUGGAAAAUAUCUCACUUAGCACGUUG